AUGUUUCGUGUCAUUCUUUCCGGCACGAUUUCCGCAGUAUUCGUCGGCAUGGCAGGCGCAUCAAUAGGGGCUGUGAUUUGGGAGACGGCGACGAUACCCUUCGUGACAGCGGCAUGUAGCGGCUUCGUCCUUGGGGCCGUGGGCUUCUACCGCGAUGCCGUGCGCAAGUCACUGCGCAGUCUCGAUCGCUACCCACGGCUGCUGCGUCUGCAUCUCGACGCCAACUUCCCACAUCGCGGUUUCGAGACUUGGCCGGUCGACAGGCUCUCCAGCAAUAUCUUUCGUCAGAGCUGGGUCUUGCGUAGUAUGCUGGUCGCUAGCUGGUUGACAGCCACGAGGUCCUUGGAU
Messenger RNA from Capronia coronata CBS 617.96, 348 nucleotides. RefSeq lists its product as uncharacterized. The record is from RefSeq and is a predicted model, not a curated record. Lineage: Eukaryota; Fungi; Ascomycota; Eurotiomycetes; Chaetothyriales; Herpotrichiellaceae. The annotation marks the transcript as partial. The transcript has a single exon.